This is a messenger RNA of Naegleria fowleri, 3324 nucleotides long. RefSeq lists its product as uncharacterized. The coding region runs from base 1 to 3324 and encodes 1107 amino acids. Lineage: Eukaryota; Heterolobosea; Eutetramitea; Acrasida; Naegleriidae. The record is from RefSeq and is a predicted model, not a curated record. The transcript has a single exon.
AUGAGCAACAACAACGGCCAUCGUAUGAACACUUCUCUUCAAAACCUCUACGAUGACUUUUUCAGAGAUAUUGAUUCGAAUUCUCCAUUACGGAGAAUGAUUCCGUCACCCGUUCGAAUUUCGGGUCGAAAUCAUUCCACCACAAUGUCAUCAUCACGAUUCUCAGAUUAUCAUUUGAGUGCUCAAUUGAGAAUUUCUAAAUUCAAAACCAUGUAUGCACAACUACCGUUGGAAAUGCAUUAUCAUUUAAUGUCUUUUUUGGAUGAAGCUUCAUUGAUGAAAAUGGCCAUAAGUGGAAAAUGUCUGAUGGCAUUAGUGACAUUGUUUAUGAUUGGCGGAGGUGGAGCUGAAAUGUCAAGAUUCAAAUCAAUUUAUUCGUAUGAACGAACCAAUUCAAAUGAAAUGGAAUUUCACAACAUUUCGAACAACAGCGGAUGUCAAAAAUUGAAACAUCGAAUUUCGAAACGAUUCUUGUUGGUCAUGUUACAUAAUUUAAAUGAUUUGGUUAAAAAAGAAAGCAAAAAAACCAUACCUUCUUCAAGUUCGAAUAUGACCACCACUGUUAGUAGUAGUAAUACCAUUCGCACAAAUUACAGUAGCAAUCACUUGAAACAAUCACCAAGAGGAAGUCCUGCAAGAUUGGAAACUGUGACGUCUUCGAAUGAUCAUCCUGUUGAAAAAAAACCGUCACUGACAAGAGUGAAUUCUGACUUUAACAUGUACUUGUCAAAGUUUGAUUUUUCCAAUGAUGAUGUCAUGCACAAGAUGCCUUGGAUGGAAGAAUUUAAAAUUCAACCCUUUCUUUAUGACUCUAACGCUCUUGAUUUACAAUAUUUGACAAAUGACAUUCUGCUCGAUAGUUCUGCAAUGAACACUAUGAGGAAAACUCUCAUUUCCAUUGGCGCUUUCAAGAAUAUUCAAGCUCUCUAUUUAACAAUCAAUGACACAGUUUCUCUCGAUGUUUUGUUUCCCUAUUCUGUGAAAAGUUCAUCCGGAUUCUUUUCUAAAUUAAUCGGAGGAGGAGGAGGAUCAUCAUCUUCAGAAGUUUCUCCAACAAUUGGUGUCACUUCUUCUUCUUCAGAUUCAACCUCGACUUCAUCCUUUACAACAACAACAUCAUCAGUGGCCACUCAAGAUCCCAUCACUCCUUCAUUGUGGAGUUUUGAGGAUUUACUUCCACGAAUUCGAGUACUUCAACUCACUAAUUACAUUCCAAAGAAAAAGUAUGAACUGAAUCAAUUAUUGAAACAAACAGUUUCACUCAUGAGUUUAGAGAUUGAAUUUCCACUUCGAUUUUUUGCUCAAAUUGAUCCUUUAAGGUCAAAUGAGCAUCUUGUCAAACAUUUGACGUAUCUUUCCAUUGUCAAACCGCCACCAUCCUUCAUGUCAGAAGUAGAUCCAUUUCAAGAAUUUCCAAAACUCAAAACAUUGAAUUACAUUAUUUUACCAGUUGUGGAUAAUGCUUCCACAAAGUUUGUUCUGAUGAAUAUUUUGGAAGGAAAUGUUGCAAGUGUGAGUGGAACGACCUCGAAAUUAACUGCAAAACUUUUGGAUUCCAUUUCAUCGUAUAACAGUGUGGUUGAGAAUUUUGUUCAUCGAUUGAAAAACUCAAAGCUUGAAAAGAUUAAUUUUGUACAGAGACCAUUCAGUCUUUCUUCGGAAAUUACAGAAAAACUUUUUACCUAUUUAAGAAAAGCAGGAGAACAGUCACCUAUCAUUCUAUUUCCCAUGUUAAAAGAGUUAACAACCAAUGACUCGACGUUCGAAGAUUUUAAACGAUAUGGUGAUUCAUGGAGUUUAUUACUUUCAGGAGGACCUUUGACUCACAGAUUUCAUAUUGGAAGUGAAAAUAGUUUGGAACUUUUGACCUAUAUUGUUCUCAUGGAACAUUUACCCUAUGGUCUGAUGAAACUUGUCAAACAUCAUUGCAAGUCCUUAAGAAGAGUAAUUUUAGAAGCUCAUACUUCAUGUGUUCUUGAUCAUGCUUUGUUGAGUGUGGAUUCAGGUCUCGCAAAUUUGCAAUACUUGAGUAUUUCAUCAUUUACUGUGACAGAUAUUGUGAGUUUAUUGAAUCCGUUAAUAAGAAGUCCAAAGUUAAGACAUGUACAACUCAAAAACAUGACGUUCCCACCAUUGGAAGAUUUAGAUAAGAAAGCAAUCAAAACUCAAUCCUGUCACUCGUCUUUGGAAAUGUUGGAAAUUUCAAAUUCCAGCAUUCAUAUGCAUUUUUUAGUUUGUCUAAUUUAUCCAAUGAGAAAGACUCUGAAUCAUUUAAAGAUUUCCAAUUGUACAAUGAGUGGAACUUCUCUAACCAAUAACGAAAUUUAUCAUUUAAUUUGCUUAACAGAAGAAGAGACAAGGAAAGAUGCAUCUGAGUUUACACAUGUAGAUUUCAACACAUUGAUUCGAUUUUCUUCCAUGCAUACACUUCAUAUUGAAAAAUCAAGUUUGGAAUUUUGUCACAACCUCUUCUCCAUAUUCGCGUUUCCAUGUAUUCAUUCCGUGAUCAUUGGACCCGAUAUGAAACAUAAAACGGAAGAUCAUACAUCUCAGAGUGUUGCUGCAUUUUCCACAUUUAUUAAGGGUUCAAGCGCACUUUACAAUAACAAUUUGAAAAGUACAGAAUUGAAUGGAAGGAGCACAACUUCUUCAUCAUCGCCACCGACUCCAACAUUGAGAUCCAACACUACUUUGAUUGAUACGUUUUUCAUUCCAUCUCUAGAAAAAUUUUCCAUUCUUGAUCAUCGAUCCCAGGAUAGCAAGAAUGCAUCAUUUUUCAAUAUUGAUUUACUGCAACAGAUUUUCAAGUAUCAUUCUCAUUCAUUGACAUGUUUGAAAUUGAAUGCACCUGUAAAUAUUUCUGCAUCGACUUGGAAAGAAGUAUUCACACAAAGUGAGAGAUUAUGUCACAAUUUAAAAACACUUCAUAUUUAUUCAUACAAAUUCUCUAAUGAAGAGAUUCAGAAUUUAUUGGAAUUUUUAAGACAUUUCUACAAUCUUACCGAUUUAUAUAUUGAAUUGGAUGGAAAAAAUCCAAAUAAUGAAUUCUUUGAACGACUCGAAGAAAAAUGCAUUAAUUUGGAAAAUGUUGAAAUUCUUGGAAAUGGAUCAAACGACGUCAGUUAUCAAAGUCUGUUAAAUUUCGUCAUUCAACUCAAAAAUUUACAAUCCCUCACUUUGCAUUUUGAACCAAGAGUCACCAAUACCUUCACAGGAGUUUCCUCGAUCGAAGAUUUGAAAACUGUCUAUCGAUCACGAAUUCACAAAGCACCUCCAAAAAUUCUCUUCCAAGAACCAGUUUCAGCUUUGGCUAAAUAUCAAUAG